Messenger RNA from Exophiala spinifera, 1830 nucleotides. RefSeq lists its product as uncharacterized. The record is from RefSeq and is a predicted model, not a curated record. NCBI's taxonomy places the organism in Eukaryota, Fungi, Ascomycota, Eurotiomycetes, Chaetothyriales, Herpotrichiellaceae. The transcript has a single exon. Bases 1 to 1830 code for a protein of 609 amino acids.
AUGUGUCGCUUUUGGUACUUCGUUGCGCUGUAUGUGGCUGUGGUCCAUGCGGAGGACCUCAGAAGGAAUGCGAGAACGCCGCUCAAGUUCAUGCCUAAAAGAGCGGUAGACUACACAAACUCGACAACACGACCAACGGCCAUGACAACUUCACCUUCAGAAACUCUUUCGUUGCCACCGUAUUCAGACGAUACCAUUACACAUCCCAUAACGUCGACGGCCCCUACGAAUAUCGGCAUAUAUACCAACACCUCGAGCAUACUACCAGAGACUACCACUACUACGGACGACGACACUCCAACAUGCGCUGGGUCAAUCACGUAUUAUGGCUCCGUUCCACCAACAGUCUAUAUCACAGUCACAGAAGGCUUCAAUGUGACUGUCACGGCCAGCAAUAUAUCGAUUACCGACACUCCUACCCUGAUCACCCCUCUGCCAUACUGCAAACAGACCAUCAUGCCUAAAGCGAGCCAGGGCGUCCCUGUUCCCGGCUCACCCUUCUUUUCUGCAUCAGCAGCUGCCUCUCCGGCCCUGAGCUUUUCAAAGUCGGCGGGUAGUUCUCCUUUCGCAACUCAGAACCCAAAACCUCCAUCCCCACAGCAAACAGAAGAGACGGCUACCCAGGCGGCAUCUUCAGUCUACUCCAGCGUUCCUUAUACCAGCACCGUUAUCGUAACAAAGAAGACUCCGGUCCCAGUAAUCGCACCACCGACCACUUCACCCGACAUCAACUUCGAUCCAACUCCUCCCAGUUCUAAGCCAACGUCGGAAUCAUCCUCAAUCAAUACCAUCACGGGUGGAGACAAUGGUGAUGGCACUCCUGGCAACAACGGUCAUGAUGGAGGGCCUGACCACAAUGGUGGUGGUCUCUCUCCUGGCGGAUCUGGCACAUCCUCAACAACAAAACCCCCAGCGGAAGCCUUCCCAUCCUUGACCAAUACUGCUGGUACUGCAGCCGGCACGCUGGUUGUGCCGUCAACCACACGGACUGGCAUCGGCAACAUCAUCUACUCUAUCAUCUAUUCACCAUUUGCAACCCGCACGCCUACCGGUCUACCAGCAUUCUUGCCCACUACGACCACCGUUGACAACAUCCCCAUUGUGGUAUCUGAGUCUAGAGUAAUCAUUGGAACCCAGACUGUGAAUGUCCCCAGAUCUUCGUCAAUAGUCGUACAAGCCGGUGGCGAGGCCUUUACUGUCCGGCCAAGCAUCAUUGUCGCGCCGACGGCUACGAUAACCAUAGCACCCGUCCCACAAAACAACGCCGCAACAGUUUCCCCUGCAACGACCACAUUUACCACUGCUGUCGGGGAUCUGACAAUUACAGUUGGUCCCACUGUCGCCAUAAUCUCGGGCACCACAUAUCGGAUAGGCCCAAAUGCUCCGGCAACAACGAUCUCGGUGCACGGGACGAAGGUGUCCAUAGGGUCGGAAGGCAUAGGCCUCCCGAGAACAACAAUUUUCCCUGGUGGAUCGCGGUUUAUGGUGGUCACAGCAGAAGGACUGACGUUCUCCUUGGACGAGAGUGAUGCAGUCUUCAGUGGUACGACAUAUCGCAUCGGCUCAAAUGCACCUCAAGUUACGAGAACAGUCGCAAGUGACAGUGUCUCGUUUGGGCCGGGUGGGAUUGGAUUGAAGUCAACGACGAUCCUGCCGUCUGCUGCUCCACAUUCGACGCAGCAAACCAGCGAGCCGUCGGCUACCUCGGCGAGUAGUGCUUCUGCAAGCGAGUCCGCCGGCACUGAGAGUGCAGCAUCUUCCAGGUUCAAGUCUCUGCACGUCAUCUUCGGUUGGUAUGCGUUGGCCCUCUUUUUGUGUUUGAUUGUUUAA